AUGAGGACACUUGACUCUUAUUUUUCAAAUGAUAAAACAAAAAAGCAGUCACUUGCCGCAAUCGAUCAUCGUGAAGUAGAACUAGUAGAAAAAUGUGUAGAUGACCCUGCAUUUGUUUCUAACCAUACUGAUACAGCUAAUUUUAAAGAAAAGUCACUUGUUAUAAUUGAUCACAAAGAUAAAGUAGAAGAAUGUGUAGCUGAUCCUGCAUUAAUUUCUGUAGACCACACCAAUGUGCUUUCUGAUAACAAUUUAGGACAUUUUAUAGAAACUUAUUCACAAAUUUCUGAAGAUAAAAAGUUUGAUCUUUUAUCUAAUCUAUGGACGCCUCGUAAACAUUAUUAUUUUAAAAAUUAUGUUGAAGACAGUAAAGUAUAUCGAUUUUCACAGGAGAGUUUAAACAUUGCAACAGCAGUUGAUGAACUAUUUAAAUUAAAUUUUCAACAAUCAUCUUUUCUUAUUGAUUAUUAUAAAGAUACUUUUGAUAUCAAUUUUUCAAACUUGAAAUGUGAAAUGAAUGUAAUGAAAAACAUGAUGAACGAAGUUAAUUUUGAAAAUAUCGAAAAACAUCUAAAUGAAGAAGUAUUUCCUAAUUUAUUUAAAAUUAUGCAAGUGGCAAUAACAUUACCUUUGAGCUCGGCCACUUGUGAAAGGUCCUUUUCAACUAUGAGAAGGAUCAACACAUAUGUCCGAGCUUACAUGACUCAGGGCCGAUUUAGUAACUUAGCAAUAUUGAAUAUCGAAAAAGAUAUUAAAGUAGAUACUGAAACAAUAUUAAACACGUUUGCUAAAUCUAACCGAAGAAUACAGCUCUAA
Molecule: messenger RNA, 816 nt
Organism: Metopolophium dirhodum (rose-grain aphid)
Lineage: Eukaryota; Metazoa; Arthropoda; Insecta; Hemiptera; Aphididae
Exons: 5
Coding region: 1-816 (271 amino acids)
Molecular function (GO): protein dimerization activity
Source: RefSeq, a predicted model, not a curated record